GCGAUCCUCCCCGGUCCCCGCCUAUAAAAUCUCCCUCCCUCGGCCACUUCCGGCGAGGAGCUUUCCACUUCACGGCCGGUCCUACCUGCAGCAGCCAGCAGCCGGCCCGGUUCGUCGCGAGCGACGCGAGACCACCGAUCAAAAAGCCCGGCUCGAUCACAGUGAUCACAAGCAUCAAACUUUUCCUGACCAAGGCGGAUAGAUACGGAGCGGGUGCUUAAAGCAAAGCGAGACUGCGAGAGCGCUCUCCGCUGGUGGUGACCGCCUAUCGUGGUGGCUGCAGCAGCAUCACCUGUACCGCCGGCGCGUGAUUGCACCACGAGCCGUGUUGGUGGUGGAGACGGAAGGUGAAGAGGGAGGAGGACGGGGGUGGACCGGUGGUGGUCUCUUGAGAACCAGCGGCAGCGGCGGCGUCCAUGGGCGUGCACGGGCGGUCGAUGGGCUGGUACCUGGGCCCGCCGGAGUCGCCGGCGCCGGCCGGGAGCGCCGUCGCGGGGGCGCAGCACGCGCUGAGCAGCAGCCCGGCGGGCGGCGACGCCAGCUUCGACACCAACAUGGUCAUCAUCCUCGCCGCGCUGCUCUUCGCGCUCCUCUUCGCGCUCGGGCUCAACCAGCUGGCGCGGUGCCUCAUCCGCUGGGCGCGACGCGCGUCGGAGGGGGAGGGCGGCGCCGGCGCCAGGGGCGGAGGGCUCAAGAGGCGCGCGCUCCGGAGCAUCCCCGUGGAGGUCUACGGCGCGUGCGGCGCCGACGGGGCCGCGGCCGUCGCCGCCGACGUCUGCGCCAUCUGCCUCGGCGAGUUCGCGGACGGCGAGAAGGUGCGCGUCCUGCCGCGCUGCGCCCACGGCUUCCACGUCCGCUGCGUCGACACCUGGCUCCUCUCGCACGACUCCUGCCCCACCUGCCGCGGCACCGUGCUCGAAGCCGCCGCGCCCGGCAAGGCCACGACCGCCGCCUCCGCCCCCGCCCCCGCCGGGGGCAGCCGGCAGCAGCAGGGCAGCGAGGCUGCUGCUAUCGCGGUGGUCAUCGGAUGACGUGGACAGGAGAUGGGGCCCACGAGCCGAUUGUUGGCGGGGCCACAGGUAUGCGAGCUUUGUUCCGUGGCCGUGAGAUAUUUUGCGAUCAGAAACCGACGGGUGGGCCCUGUACCAGUUGUUUAUACUACUCCUAGUUUCCUAGGUCGCACACGAGUCAAGACUGCAUGUCGUUCCAUCAUCCGAUCGGCUUGUUGUCCUCUGCUCUGCUUCUGUGCAGUAGUUGUGCUUGGCUUCUGGCGGUUGCCCCUGUUUGUACAUAGAGAGAGAAAAUUUCUUGUAUGCCGUGUAAAAUGAGAGCUAUCUAUCGUCAAGAAAUUUUGAGCUCCCGUCCAUGCCA
Molecule: messenger RNA, 1371 nt
Organism: Panicum virgatum (switchgrass)
Lineage: Eukaryota; Viridiplantae; Streptophyta; Magnoliopsida; Poales; Poaceae
Product: RING-H2 finger protein ATL74-like
Exons: 1
Coding region: 417-1031 (204 amino acids)
Source: RefSeq, a predicted model, not a curated record